AUGUCCACUCCGCCACCACUAUUAGACCCUUUUGUGCAACAGCAACCGCCGCCAAUGGUGGUGGCUGCUCAGCAGCAAGCCUAUGCAGCUCAUUCGGGUCACGGGUCAGUUGGACCAGUAAUUGCGGUUUUGGCCGUGAUAAGCAUACUUGGUGCGCUUGCUGUUAUGAUAGGUAGGCUGUGUUCCGGGCGGGGGGUAUUCGGUCAUGGGCCGCACUAUGACUUCGAAAGCUGGGUUGAAGCUAAGUGUUCCGCUUGUGUAGAUGGCCGUGUCGAUUCUCCGGUGCCACGACGGAUGUUGGCGGCAGAACACCGCAGUAGCAGCUCUUCCGGCGAUGCCAUCCCGGUGGCCGCGAGGGGAGUAGAAGCAGCUGAUCAAGAAAUGAACCAGGAGGAUCAAGAGACUACAUCUCAUCAUCCUACGCAUAAUCCACAGCCACAUCCAAGAGCUGAGGCUUGA
Messenger RNA from Coffea eugenioides, 459 nucleotides. RefSeq lists its product as uncharacterized. The record is from RefSeq and is a predicted model, not a curated record. Bases 1 to 459 code for a protein of 152 amino acids. The transcript has a single exon. Lineage: Eukaryota; Viridiplantae; Streptophyta; Magnoliopsida; Gentianales; Rubiaceae.